CUGCUGUCUGCGGGUUGUGUGGAAAGAGAAGGAUUCUGUGAAUAUUUUGAGGACUGGAGGCAAAGCUGUAUUCAUGAACAGUGCAAGAAGGCAGAAGAAUUUAUAAGGACACUUCCGUGACUAUAAAAAAAGGGGGCUUAGGUGUUUGUAAUAGCUGAAUCUCAACAUAAUGUUGAUAAAGAGGAUAUGAUGAUACCAAGCAAGGAAUCUGCACAGUAAGACAAUAUGACUCAAGACGUCAACAUAGAAAUCACAUUUUUUAUGCUGUGACAUGGAGAACAUUACAGAGAGUAAUUCUACUUUUUGUGUUAUUGACCAUGCAAUACACCAGACGCUUUUUCCUGUCGUGUACAUUAUUGUUCUUAGUUUUGGUCUUCCUGCCAACUGCUUGUCAUUGUAUUAUGGCUAUUUACAGAUCAAAUCCCAAAACGAGCUUGGAAUAUACCUGUGCAACCUUACAGUAGCUGACCUUCUCUACAUUUUCUCAUUGCCUUUUUGGCUACAGUAUGUUUUGCAGCAUGAUAACUGGACAUACAAUGAAACUAUGUGUAGGAUAUGUGGCAUUCUUCUGUAUGAAAACAUAUAUAUUAGCAUUGGUUUCCUCUGCUGCAUCUCAGUUGACCGUUACUUGGCUUUGGUCCAUCCCUUUAAAUUUCAACACCUGAGGACAAUGAAGGCUGCACUUAUCGUCAGUGCAGUAAUUUGGCUCAAAGAAUUACUGACUAGCUACUUCUUCUUUGAACAUGGAGAAGUCAGCAAGGACCCAGAAAGCCACAUUGUCUGCUUUGAACAUUAUCCCAUAAAAUCGUGGGAGCACAGUAUCAAUUACUACAGGUUCUUUGCCGGGUUUCUGUUCCCUAUUUUUUUGCUGCUUUUUUCUUACCGUUGUAUUUUUAAAGUAGUAGAAAAUAGCCAAGGAACUCAGGCCAAGAAAAAAAUUCACAUCAAGCAGCUGGUGCUCAGCACUGUCAUUAUCUUCAUGGUCUGCUUUGGACCAUAUCAUGUUCUUGUGGUCAUCCGAAGCCUCUUUGAGAAAAACUGUGUCUUUGCUGCUGGUAUAUUUAAUUUUUACCAUUUUUCUCUGCUGCUGACUAGCCUUAAUGCACUGGCUGAUCCACUGUUAUACUGCUUUGCCAGUGAGAACACAUACAAGGACUUCAUGAGGGUGAGAGAUUCUUGCUUUGCAUUUAUAAAGUGUGCCAAGGUUGUAAAGACUGAAUCAUAUGAAAUAAGCACUGGAGAAAGCAUUAGAUCAAGGCAACUACCUGCAGAGACUGAAAGUUCUGUACUCUGCAGCACUGACUGCUCAGUAAAUGCAAGGGGGUGAUUGCUGCAUGCAGCCUAUCGUAUCAGUACAAAGCAAAUGAUGCACUAUUGCAGUAUUAAUAUCUCAGCUGCAAACAUUGCAUUCUAUUGGUCACAUAAAUAUUGUUGAAAACAGAAUUUUUUUGAUGUAUGUUUUCUUAUGAAUCAUCUGUUCAAUUAGAUUCCAUUUUUUUCCUAUUAACUAUGACCCCUGGUGUUAUACCUUUAUUUGGGUAGCUUUUGUUAGGUAGAAUGUCUAUUAUGGCGUUCAUUUUAUUUUUAUAAAAAUAUUUAAAGGGACAUGUUAACUAUAUGCUAAAUAAUUUGAAAGUGAUGCAGCAUAACUGCAAAAAAGCUGACAAGAAAUUGUCACAUGCACAUCUGUAUGUAAAAAAGGAAGUUAUUUUACCUCAAGAUUUUUUCAGUUAACUAGAGUGUGAUUCAAACUACUGCUUUUACUGUCAUCAGCAUGGUGGGCAAAAAAAGCAACCAAAUCAGCUUCAUCAGUGUGGAGUUCACAUGGGAUUUCAAAAUAAUCUAAUGAGAUUUAAUAGAAUACUUUCUUAUUGUAAGGAGGAAAAUAAAGUGCUAUAUGAACGCUCCAUUGCGAGUCCUGGUACAAGCAUCUUGAAUAGAUGCUUAGGGGUAGAUUUAUGUAAUGUCGGACGGACAUGAUUCGCUGUGGCGAACAUGUCCGCCCAACAUCAUUUAACAUUGCACAAGCAUUUCUAGUGAAGUGCUUGUGCAAUGCAGCCCCCUGCACAUUUGUGGCCAAUCGGCCGCUAGCAGGGGGUGUCAAUCAUUCCGAUCGGAUCGGGAUGACUGCUGUCCGUCACCUCAGAGGUGGCAAAUGAGUUAAGGAGCAGCGGUCUUUUCACCGUUGCUUCUUAACUUUUGUUUCUGGCGAGCCUAAAGGCUCAUGCGGAAACAGCUGCAUCCGCAAGCGUUGUAAAUCAGUUCCAUAAAGUCCAUUUAUAUAUUUUUACAAGGAGAUGUUCAUGUGAUAUUUUCUAGUCAGCUUAUUAGUAAUGCUGCAUCAUGCCCCUUUAUUAACCAACUCUGAAAAGGUACAAAAAAAGAUAAUUAAUGGUUAAUAGUAACAGUUAUGCAGUUCCACAAGUUUAUACCUAUAAAAUGUCAUUUUAAUUCUAAUAAUCUUGUGUUGAUGCAGACAGCUGAUCUACACAAGGGUUCUCAGAUAAUCUAAUUAUCUUUCAUGAAAAACAAGCAAAUGGUUUACAUAAAAAACUCACAUGAGUAAAGGGACAAUAUACACUCAUUUUCAUAUAACUGCAUGUAAUAGACACUACUAUAAAGAAUUAGAUGCACAGAUACUGAUAUAAAAAUCCAGUAUAAAACUGUUUAAAAACUUACUUAGAAGCUCUCAGUUUACCUCUGUUGAAAAGGGAGUUGGAAAGCCCACUGCAAAUGGGAAAUAAAACACUCC
This is a messenger RNA of Bombina bombina (fire-bellied toad), 2752 nucleotides long. It is a transcript of the gene GPR68, whose product is annotated as G protein-coupled receptor 68. Bases 272 to 1327 code for a protein of 351 amino acids. Gene Ontology annotation, molecular function: G protein-coupled receptor activity. Gene Ontology annotation, biological process: cellular response to pH; G protein-coupled receptor signaling pathway. The record is from RefSeq and is a predicted model, not a curated record. The transcript has 2 exons. Gene Ontology annotation, cellular component: membrane. NCBI's taxonomy places the organism in Eukaryota, Metazoa, Chordata, Amphibia, Anura, Bombinatoridae.